GCUCCAGCCUGAAAUCUUGGCUAAAGAAAAUUAGACUCUGCCUGAAUUCCUUCUUCUGGGAUUCUCCGACCUCAGGGCCCUGCAAGGGCCCCUGUUCUGGGGGGUGUUGCUGGUCUACCUGGUGGCCUUGCUGGGUAACUGUCUGAUCACCCUCCUCACAUAGGCCAGCCCCACCCUGCACUCUCCCGUGCACUUCUUCCUGCGCCCCCUCCCCCUGGUGGAGGUAUUCUACACCACUGACAUUGUGCCCAGGACACUGGCUGACCUGGCCUUCCCGCACCCCUGUGCCAUCUCUUUCUGUGGCUGUGCAGCCCAGAUGUAUGUCUUCAUUGUCCUGGGCAUCUCAGAGUGCUGCCUGCUCACAGCCACGGCCUGUGACUGCUACACUGCCAUCUUCCAGCCCCUACACUGCUCCGCCCUCAUGAGCUGGCGGGCCUGCAUGGCCAUGGUGGGCAUCUCCUGGCUCAUGGGCAUCAUCACAGCCACCACCCAUUCCUCCCUCAUCUUCACCCUGCCUUUCCCCAGCCACCCAGUCAUCCCUCACUUCCUCUGCAACAUUCUGCCAGUACUGACAUUGGCAAGUGCUGGGAAGCACAGAAAUGAGGUCUCUGUGAUGAUGGCCACUGUGGUCUCCAUCAUAGUCCCCUUCUCUCUGAUUGUCACCUCUUAUGUCCACAUCCUGAGUGCCAUCCUGACAAUGGCCUCCACCUGAGAUGGAAAGGUCUUAUCCACUUGUUCUUCCCACCUGCUCGUGGUCUUUCUCUUCUUUGGAAUGGCCAGCAUCACCUACAUCCGGUGCCGGGCAGGCUCCUCUGUCACCAUGGACUGCAUACUCAGCCUGUUCUACACGGUCAUCACACUCAUGUUGAACCCCAUCAUCUACACCCUUUAGAACAAGGAGGUGACAAAAGCCUUGUGGCUUGUGGUGAAGAGGCAGGUCCCCUCAUCCUGA
This is a messenger RNA of Odocoileus virginianus texanus, 952 nucleotides long. Its product is annotated as olfactory receptor 10P1. NCBI's taxonomy places the organism in Eukaryota, Metazoa, Chordata, Mammalia, Artiodactyla, Cervidae. Gene Ontology annotation, cellular component: membrane. The record is from RefSeq and is a predicted model, not a curated record. Gene Ontology annotation, molecular function: olfactory receptor activity; G protein-coupled receptor activity. Gene Ontology annotation, biological process: G protein-coupled receptor signaling pathway.